UCGACUUAACCGAUGGUUUUUCCACCGGCACCGGCCUGACUGCCGGCCAACCCAUCACAAUCCCGCGGUCGCGUCUCGCGUGUCGACCCUAUCUGUUCGUCUGUUGUCCGGGCGAUCCUUGUACAGUUGAGUGUGAAGUCAUCCAGUCUCGAGACAAUACACCUAACACAACAGAGUUCAAGGUGGAAAAUGACUCAUCUUCAGUACGGGUAUCAGGACAGCCAUGUCUUAGACUUGGUAAUUGCAGAAAGGAGAAAGAGCUGCGAAUUUAUAACGGACGGACUGCCAGAGAACGGCCACGUCGACGGUUGGUGUCCCCGAGAAUUCGAUGGGUGGACAUGUGUGAACAGGACUAAAGCCGGCGAAGUAGCUUCUUUUCCGUGUCCUUAUUUCAUCCUUGGAUUCGAUGCAACACGUUUUGGUCAGAAAUUGUGCUUGAAAGACGGCACUUGGUUCAGACAUCCGGAAACCAAUAAGACGUGGUCGAAUUACACGACUUGUGUGGAUUUAGACGACCUAAAGCUGAGAAACCACGUCAACAUGAUCUACAAAUGGGGAUAUACCGUAUCGCUGGCUGCAUUGCUCGCUUCCAUAUUCAUUUUUUUCUAUUUCAGAAGUCUCACUUGUACCAGGAUACAAAUACACAAGAACCUGUUCAUAUCGCUGGCCGUGAACAACUUCCUGUGGUUAGUAUGGUACGAAGCUGUGGUGGAUAAUUUACCUGUGUUGAUGACGAACGGGUUGGGCUGCAAGGUGCUGCACGUGUUGGUCCAUUAUUUCUUGGUGGCCACGUACUUCUGGAUGUUCUGCGAGGGACUAUACUUGCAUACUUUGCUGGUGGUCACGUUCAUCACAGAGACAAAGGUGAUGCCGUUCCUGCACACAAUCGGUUGGGGUGUACCCGCCUUGCUGGUUUCCACUUAUGUAACUGUCCGUACGAAUACUCCCGGUGAAACUUUACAUUGUUGGAUACACGAAUCGUUGUACUUGUGGAUACUCUCGGGCCCGGUGUGCGUGUCAGUGCUGACCAAUUUCGUCUUCCUCAUCAACAUCGUACGACUUUUGUUGAUCAAACUUCACGCCAGACAAAUAACCACGGCCAGCCCAAAGCACGUGGGGUCCAGAGAACGCGCACAAACGUUUAGUCUUCGCAGCUUCAAGAGGAACAACACCAGCGUGGACAGCUUCGAGAAAACCCAUACGGGCACGGGUCGCACCGGCAAGGCUGUCAGGGCCACGCUCAUCCUGAUUCCACUGCUCGGUCUCCAGUACAUGCUAAUGCCAUUCCGACCUGAACCCGGCACGUCCUGGGAACCCGUUUACCAGGUCACCUCAGCCGUGGUCGUGUCGUUUCAAGGCUUAUGCGUCGCCCUGUUGUUUUGCUUUUGCAACGGAGAGGUGCUGUCGGAAAUCAAGAAAAGAUGGAAGUACUGCAAGGUAAACAAGAACGGGUCGUGGAACCCGUGCCUGAAGAUGACCGCGUCGUCGUCGCACAACCACCCGAGGCUUUUGGUCACUGACGACGCCCAGACUCAGAGGACGGGCAGUGCGGUUCGAGGCGUUCAAACCGAUCAACUGUAGUCGAAAUGUAAACCAAACUCUGGUCAACGGUGUUCCUAUUUAUAAUAGUUAAUAGUAUGUACAUAACGGUAAUAAAAUAUAUGGAAAAAUCAACAGUGGCAGCACGUUCAGACGAUCACGUCUCUUAUUUGCGACUGAGCCGGUUGCGUUGUGCCGGUUACGUUUGUGUGCGUUGUGCCUCUCCUCUUGAUUCUCCUGAUGUACUUGUGGAAAGCGCCGUGCACGUCCACGUUGGCGAAACAGAACAGUACGGACACGCAUAGACCCUGUAGCGAAAAUUAUAAAAUAAAAAUGUCAGAGUUAAUAUAAAUUAUCCUAGAGAUGUAAAAGGAGAAAAACAUGAAUGUGUUUUAUGGUCUCUAGCUGCUACUAAUCUCAACCGAACACGUCAUUGUGUGACGCCAGUGUGACCACAAAAAAAAAUCCUCCUAUUUUACAGUGUGGCCAAAGAAAUAUUAUCAACCAUCUGUAGUGCUAUCAUCAUCAACAAUGUUUACGUUAUUAUUGUAUAAUAGUGCAUACAACAUUUUCGGUAUUUUAAUUUGGCCCUAAUGCAUUGAGAGCAAACCAAUCAAAAAUCUUUAUUUUUAAAUCUAUUGUUUUACAAUGAAGUGCACUAUCUGGUUUAAUUUAAUCUGUGACCUAAAACACCUGAUAAGUAAUAAAAUAUAAGGGGCGGUGAAAGAUAAGAAGCGGUAAGAGAUAAGGAGAAUAGUGGAGCACAUUUUAAUCUUACUGAAGACCGGUACGCAAUUGUUGCUAUAAAACACAUUCAUGUUAAAAAUUAUUUUAAAAAAUGUUAAUAAUACUGAUACGAUUUAAUUAAGGUUGUUCAUAUUGUUAUUCCAUUCGAUAAUUUUUCUAAUGAUUAAAACAUAAAUAAAUUGUAUACUUGGGAAAUCCCUGUUUUGAACUGUAUUAACCAUACCCGGUUUACAUUUACUAUGUCAGUUAAAAGUCAUAAAAGGUAAUUCGUGAUCCCUUUUCUUAGUUAAAUUACCUUAUAGCAAUUACUUUUGUAAUAAACAUUUUAAUUUAAGCAUUGUUAUUGUCGUUAAGUCAAGGAAAUUCCAGUUUAAUUCAA
Molecule: messenger RNA, 2665 nt
Organism: Adelges cooleyi (spruce gall adelgid)
Lineage: Eukaryota; Metazoa; Arthropoda; Insecta; Hemiptera; Adelgidae
Product: calcitonin gene-related peptide type 1 receptor-like
Exons: 11
Coding region: 190-1581 (463 amino acids)
Biological process (GO): adenylate cyclase-modulating G protein-coupled receptor signaling pathway; cell surface receptor signaling pathway
Cellular component (GO): plasma membrane
Molecular function (GO): G protein-coupled peptide receptor activity
Source: RefSeq, a predicted model, not a curated record